Molecule: messenger RNA, 1602 nt
Organism: Oncorhynchus masou masou (cherry salmon)
Lineage: Eukaryota; Metazoa; Chordata; Actinopteri; Salmoniformes; Salmonidae
Product: meprin A subunit beta-like
Exons: 14
Coding region: 1-1602 (533 amino acids)
Biological process (GO): proteolysis
Cellular component (GO): membrane
Molecular function (GO): metalloendopeptidase activity; zinc ion binding; protein binding
Source: RefSeq, a predicted model, not a curated record
AUGGCUUCUAAAUGGAUUGUUCUGGUCUUCAGUAUGCUCUGGUGCUUGUCAGCAGCAUCCCGGCUCACAGGUGAAACAGAGACUGAUGUGGAUGAGGGACACGGACACGAGUGGGACAUCUUUGACAUCAAUAAAGAGCAGGAUUGGGACCUGCUGAAGGGUGAUAUUGUAAUAGAUGAGACUGACAGCAGAAACACUAUUCUUGGGGAGCAGUAUCUCUGGCCUCAGACUGUACCCUACUAUCUGAAGGACAGCCUAGACAUAAAUGCUAAGGGGGUGAUUCUGAAGGCCUUCGAGCAGUACAGACUGAAGACCUGCAUCAACUUUGUGCCAUGGAAGGGAGAUAAUAACUAUAUAUCUGUGUUCAAAGGCACCGGGUGCUACUACUCAGUAGAUAACAGGCAGGUGGGGAAGCAGAGGUUGUCUAUUGGUCGUAACUGUGACCGUCUGGCAACGGUUGAGCAUGAGUUGCUGCAUGCUCUGGGUUUCUGGCACGAGCAGUCCGGAGCUGACCGCGAUGACUAUGUCAACAUCAUGUGGGACCGCAUCGAAGAAGGAAGAGACCAUAACUUCCUGAUCCACGGUGAGUCAGUGUCGAGUGCUCUGAAUGUGCCCUCUGACUACGGCUCUGUGAUGCUCUACAGUAAAACAGCCUUCAACAUCGGGUCAGAGCCCUCCAUCAUUACUAAGAUACCGAGCUUCAUGGACGUGAUUAGUCAACGCAUGGAGUUUGACAUGCUGAAGCUCAACAGGCUCUACAACUGCACAACUUCCUCAACGUUCCUGGACUCAUGCAGCUUUGAGAAGGAGAAUAUCUGUGGGAUGAUCCAGGGUCCUGUUGGGAAAGCUCAGUGGGAACACAGACACAGUGUGGCUGGGGGACCCAACACAGACUACACUAACAUGGGCCAGUGUGAUGGAAAAGGUUAUUUCAUGCACUUCAGUACGGUUAAGGGUAACCAUGGUGACCAGGCCAACCUGGAGAGUCGUUAUAUGAGCGUGUACAUCAAUGGCCGUAGCAGCCCAGGUAGCAUGGCCAUCUACUUCCACCUAACCUCCGGCCCUAAAGACGACUCCCUCACCUGGCCCUGUCCAUGGCAUCAGACCACCAUGGCCCUGAUGGACCAGAACCCGGACAUCAGACAGAGAAUGUCCAACCACCACAUGAUCACCACCGACCCCAACAAGCUGUCCUCAGACGGCAAUGAUUUCUACUGGGACAAUCCCCUUAAGGUGGGCAGUCUGGUAAACGGUUCUGAUGGCAACCAGUUCUACCGCGGGCCUGGUACCGGAACCAGCAGCUACCUCACCCACUGCAGGCUGAAGAGCUGGAACUUCAAAGGAGACAAUGCCAUCUUCCUCCUCGGUCUAGAGGAUGUGUCUGCACUGCUGGAGACCCAGCCGCUUCCUCAUUCUGCUGUUCAUCAGUCUGAGAAGAGCGCCGAAGUAUCACCCAGCAGGGAGACCAACACGUCCACAGUGGUGAUGGCUGUGUCCAUGAGCUUGGCAGCGGUCAUGUUCGUGGUUACCAUGGUAAGCGCAGUGUACACCAGGAGAGUGAGGAGACCGGAGAGUGACGUGAUCGUUGUGGAUAACAUCUAG